Molecule: messenger RNA, 2040 nt
Organism: Hyalella azteca
Lineage: Eukaryota; Metazoa; Arthropoda; Malacostraca; Amphipoda; Hyalellidae
Product: solute carrier organic anion transporter family member 74D
Exons: 13
Coding region: 1-1992 (663 amino acids)
Biological process (GO): sodium-independent organic anion transport; transmembrane transport
Cellular component (GO): membrane
Molecular function (GO): protein binding
Source: RefSeq, a predicted model, not a curated record
AUGGAAGCGAGCGUUUUGUCGGCCAGCAACGCCAUGCUGGAUGCGCUGCCGCCCAGCCCAGCCGAGGGCGCUGAGGACGACCAGGAGGCUGAGGGAAGGUCGAAGAAGGAAAUAAAGAUCGCCAUUGCAGGCAUCGUCCUGGCUGGCAACGACGUAUCUCAGGUACUGCUGUCCGUCGUAAUCACCUACUAUGGCAACCACGGCAACAGACCGCGGUGGAUGGGGCUCGGGGUGAUCGGCUCCGGGAUCUCGAGUAUCUUGGCUGCCUCUCCUCAACUCAUUUACGGAUCAGGCGGUGAAGCUUUGGCCACCGCACUCCUGUCCAGCGUCCAGAACAGCUCCACGACCGACGAUACUUACUUGUGCCCUCACAAAGCUGAGGAAAAAUGCGGAAUAGAGGACGACGACAGCGGCCAGGCGUACAUGGGCCCCGCAAUAAUAUUGUUCCUGUCGCAGUUCUUCUUCGGCAUCACCGUCAGUUCUUACUUCAGCAUCGGCCUCAUUUAUAUCGAUGAUAACGUCAAAAGAACUGAAACAUCCGUUUAUUACGGAAUAUCGAUGGUUGGGCGCGUGCUGGGACCAGUGAUGGGUUUCUUCCUGGGCAGCAAGUGCCUCUCGUACUGGAUCGACCCGAGCCUCGACCCAGAGAUCAGCAGGCGGGACCCGCGCUGGCUCGGCGCCUGGUGGCUGGGCUUUCUGAUCCUGGGGACCAUACUCGUCAUUUCGGGUUUCUUUUUGAUGUUCUUCCCGGAGCAACUCUCGUCGAGCCUGACAGCGCAAAUCCAGCGACUCGAAAAAGCGGAAAUCAGGAAAAAUCCGCAGAAAAGCGAGGUACUUUCCGUGGACCAUUACCUAGCACUGACCCGGCAGAAGAAGAAGCAUACCAAGCCUUCCCUCAAAAAACUUCCUAUGGCACUGAAAAGACUGUUCAGUAACAAGGUCUACCUCGGCAAUUGCUUCGACACGAUUUGCGUUCUCCUCGCUCUCUCGGGGUACUGGACUUUCAAGCCAAAGUAUCUCGAAACUCAGUUCCACAAGAGUGCCAGCGAAGCUAAUUUCUACACAGGUCUAGCGAGUUUGAUAGCAUCAAUGUUCGGUAUUAUACUGGGUGGCGUGGUGAUGAAGUGGAAGCAGCCAAGAGCUCGAUAUGUUGCAGCCUACAGUGUCUUCGUCACGAUAGUGUCGGCCUCUAUUAUGUUCUCGCUGGCAUUCGUAAAGUGUCCCGACGUCAAUAUACUCGGAAUAGACGAUGUGUGUUCACUGGACUGCGAGUGCAGUACCAAGUUCCAGCCUGUAUGUUCCCAAGGACUACAAACGUAUUACUCUGCUUGCUCUGCCGGCUGCACUUCAAUGUCGAAAAAUGGUUCUGAAGUGGUCUACAGGGACUGCACGUGUAUUGCGGAACCGCUAAUUUCUAUACAGACUCUCGACUCGAACGUUCCGUCAUCGUCGCUGGUUUACAACAACGCCCCUGUGAGCGAUAGCACCGCGUCAGGAAGCUGGGCCACGGACGGCUACUGCCCCAACGAGUGCUCGAGUCUCUUCACCUACAUCGGCCUCACCAUCGUCAGUAAACUGAUCAGUGCUACCAGCAGGGUGGGAGGCACUAUGGUAUUCCUACGAUCUGUUCAUGAAGAAGAUAAAGCGCUGGCACUUGGCGUCAUGACAGCCGUGAUCAGUUUAAUUGCCUUCAUUCCGGGCCCUAUCAUUAUGGGCGCCAUCGUGGACUCCGCGUGUAUGAUGUGGGACACAAAAUGCGGACAGCGCGGCAACUGUUGGCUCUACGACACGGACAAGUUCAGAAUAUUGAUGCACCUCGUGACAGGAAGUCUGAUGCUUCUGUCAAUAAUAGGCGACAUCGUGGUCUUCAUAUACAGCAAAGACAUCGAACUUUACAAAGAACCUGAAGAAAUAGUUGAAAUGUUUGAAGCUAAAGGGAAAAAAGCACCGAAUUUAUCUAUUGUUAAAAAUGACAAGAAACCUAAUUUAUAAUGUUGUGAUGUUCAUUUUUUAAUGUAUUAUUAUAAAUAAGUAUUGUGG